Molecule: messenger RNA, 4084 nt
Organism: Cynoglossus semilaevis (tongue sole)
Lineage: Eukaryota; Metazoa; Chordata; Actinopteri; Pleuronectiformes; Cynoglossidae
Product: leucine-rich repeat neuronal protein 1
Exons: 13
Coding region: 547-2922 (791 amino acids)
Cellular component (GO): extracellular matrix
Molecular function (GO): protein binding
Source: RefSeq, a predicted model, not a curated record
GGCUUUAAAUGAUAUUGUCUUUACAGUAGAAUACUAGUAAAACUUAAAGGAGACGUAGAAGAUGAUAAAUGGCGACGAUAGUGAUAACAGUGAUGUAAAAGAAUCCUCAACAAGAGAAUCUGGAGCAUUACGUCAUGUCCUCCCCUCUCUUUCCCCCCCUCCCGCCCCCCGUCUUCCCGUUCUCAACUGUGAUUGGCUCCUCACUCUAGCGAUUUCGAAAUCUCAUUGGCGGAUCCCGAAUCUGCUGCUGCUGCUGCUGCGGCCCUGACACAGGACAGGAGGAGCAGCAGCAGGAUGAACGGGAGGAGGGGGAGCGAUGCUGCACAUAAAAAAGGGGUCCAAAAAUCAGAACCUGGAUCAAGCGAACCAACAUUAGUAUGAGAACUGCCAUUAACCGGCAAAUUCCCCGAUCCUGAAUCGGAAUCUGCGUGUCAUUCUACUCCGUCUGUCAGGAGGAGCUGUAGGCGAUCAAGUGGUGUCGGAGACUCUGCUGGUGCUACUGACUGUCUCCAAGUGUUCAUAUUUUAAUCAGUUCUCCUCCUGGGUAUGUCCAUCAUGGGCGCUGCAGUUCUUUUCAAAGCCCUUCUCUGCCUGUUGACAUCGCCAUUGCUUUCUGAAGUAGUUGGAUCUGCUGAAGUUGGCCCUGUAGUCCUCUGCCCUCUGCAGUGUGUGUGUGAGACCCGGCCCUGGUACACACCUCAGUCUGUUUAUCAUCAGGCCCGAACCGUGGACUGCAACGAACUUCAUCUGAGCAGAGUUCCCCCCAACGUAUCAUCCGACACACAGGUUCUUCUGCUGCAGAGUAACAACAUCUCAUUGAUCGUGACUGAACUUCAGAGUCUGACAAACCUGACGGAGCUGGACCUGUCUCAGAACCACUUCACACAGGUGAGCUCCAUGGGUUUGAGUUCUCUGGGUCGCCUGGUUACUCUCUACCUAGAGGAGAACCGGAUCCAGGAGCUGUUGGACUUCAGUCUUAGGAACCUAAGCAGCCUGGAAGAGCUUUAUCUCAACCACAACCACAUCACCUCCAUCGCACCGGAUGCCUUUGCUGGGCUUAACAACCUGCUGAGGCUCCACCUGAACUCAAAUCGGCUCAUAGCGAUUGACAGUCGCUGGUUCGAGUCUCUGCCUUCCUUGGAGAUCCUAAUGAUUGGCGAAAACCCCAUUCUUGGUCUGGAGGAGAAAAACUUCCUGCCUUUGUCCCGGCUUCAUAGCCUGGUUCUGGCAGGGAUGGGCCUGGCAUCGGUUCCUUCUGCUGCUUUCCUGGGUCUGGACUACCUGGAGAGUCUGUCCUUUUAUGACAACCAGCUCAGGUCAGUUCCACGUGACGCUUUGAAUGUGCUACCUAACCUGAAGUUUUUGGACCUGAAUCGGAAUCCGAUCAGCCGAGUCCAGCAGGGGGACUUCCAGAACCUUCAGCAUCUGGAAGAGCUCAGUCUAAACAACAUGGACGAUCUGAUGAUAGUAGAACAAAAAGCCUUCCAGAAUCUUCCAGAGCUGGUCAAACUGGAGCUCUGCAACAAUCAACAACUGUCCUACAUUGACCCCCAGGCCUUCAGCGCUCUGCCGUCUUUAAGGACACUCCUCCUCCACAACAGUAAUCUCCGUCUCCUGUCAGGUGACCUCCUCUCGUGGCUUCCCUCUCUAGAGGAGUUGUCACUGCACUCCAACCCGCUUCGAUGCGACUGCCUCUCUUCAUGGGGGCGUUACCUCGGUAACCACUCUCACGUAAAACUACUGGAGUCGUCCAUCACCACUUGCUCUACUCCGCAGAGCCUCAUUGGUCGAGAGUUGCAGGAGCUGGUAGCCUGGGGAGGUGGCGCAGCCAAUAGCUGCUUGCCUCUUAUUUCUCCUCACUCCUUUCCAUCAGUCAUGAAUGUCAGCACCGGGCAGCCAAUCCGAUUAGAGUGCUGGGCUGAUGCUGACCCUGUCUCCCAGUACUACUGGGUUACGCCUGCAGGAGACAAAGUGAGCUCAGAGGCUGUGCCGGCACCAAUUAUAUCCCAGGAGGGGCGUGGCCUAAACAGACAGGAUGAGAAGAAGAAAAAGAAGCAUCAUGUGUCAGAACCCGGAGCUUUGGUAAUCCAAAAUGCUGAGCCCUCAGAUGCAGGUAUUUACACUUGUGUGGCCUGGAACUCUGAUGGUGCAGACACCAGGAGCAUCUCAGUGUACGUGGACUCUCAGGCAUCUUGGUCCAGUGGCCGAACUUGGUCAGAGGAGGAUGGCCACAGGAAACAGCCAUUGUCGGAGAAUUCUUCAGGUGCUACAGCUUCUCUGGUGGUCCUGGCCAAGGUGGUUCAUGCUCAGUCUGUGGUCCUGGAGUGGAGGUUGUAUCAGAACCAGCUGGACGCUCGGACCCACUUGUCUCAUUGGACCAGUGCAUUUGUUCAUAUUGACAAUCCACAGAUCAGCUACACUGCAGAGGUUCCAGUGGACGUUAAGGAAUAUAAUCUGACUCACCUCCUCCCCGCCACUGAGUACCACGUUUGCCUCACAGUCUCCUCCUCCUCCUCCUUUCCGUCCUCCACCUCUUCCCCCUCCUCCCCUUCGUUCCCCCUCACCUCUUCUUCUGUGCACACGUCCUGUCUGAACGUGACCACUAAGGAGGCGGGUUUUUCAGUGGAGCAGGUGGCCUCGCAGCGGCGAGGGGUAGCCCUGGCAGCGGUUAUGGGAUCCAUGUUUGCGUUGUCCAUCAUGACGCUGUUGACGCUUUACAUGCGGCGCCGCUUGCGGCAGCACGAGUCCUGCGGUCACUCGCUGAAGAUGUACGUCCAGCAGGCGGCUUCAAUCCCCCUGAGCGAGCUGUACCCGCCGCUCAUCACGUUAUGGGAGAGUGAGGCAGAGAAGGACAAGGAUGACAAGGAGGAGGAAGAGAGGGGGCGGGGCCACAUUGACACCUCGAAGACGUACAUGUGGUAGCUUCUCAGGUGGGUAGGUUAGGGGUCCACAGUGACGCGUGUGGUGGUGCUUUAAUUUUAUUCCCGAGGCCACUCAGAGUAGAGGGGAAAAGAGUGGGAAAGAGAUGUGAGAGGUCACGUGACACAAUAUUAGCAGUUGGGAAUGAACUGGCCGAUUCAACGUUCUGGUGUUUUCACUAACUCCUUGAUUGGAGGAUUUUAGUCACCUUGGAGGAAACACAUUGUGAUUGAAUUUUCUCUCUUAGUUUGACAUAUUUUUUUGUCUUUAAUAAGCUUGUGUAGACUGCUUAUUGGGUAAGAUUAAAACGAAAAAAAAAAUCAUAUUUAAAAAAAACAUCUUCCUAUUAAAGUAUAUCUAUGAGGUCGGGUUUUUUUUGUUUUUGUGCAAAAUAUUAAUAUCACUGCCACUUUUAUUCUUUAACACAGCGUUUAAAUGUAGUAUGUAAAUUUCAGGGUGAAUUUUGGUGACUUUAUUACCCCCAAAAAUGUCUGUAUUUGAAGGCUUUUAAAGUCACCUCGAGUUAGAUUUUGUGGCUGCCGUGCUGCCUGAAUUAAAAAAAAACAACCAAAUAGUUCAAUUCGAAUUCUAUUUUGUUAAAAGUUGGAUCAAACCUAAAACACCAGAAUGUUUCCCGUGCGUGUGUAAUUGUGUCUUCUUGUCCUCUCCUCUCCUCUUUCUGUGUGAAGCACACUCAAAUUCUCUGCACUGCAAAAACUACGUACAAUUCUGUCUGAUUAUUGUAAUGAACUUGAACUUGCAUCACCGACACGUCACACAUAUCACCCACGAGCUGCUGCACUUAAAUCACGUUGUCCCUGUUCAGUCGAUGACCUGCCGAAGGACAUGUCUCAAAUUAAAUGUGUGUAUAAAUGCAAUGUCCAAGAUGCGGGACCACAAACCUCACCUUGACUUCAUUAUCAUCAGCGUAGCAUGGGAUACAUCCAAUCUUACCAAUCUUUUAUAUAUAUAUUUAUUAUUCUGUUCUGGAGCUGCGCACCACAAUCGUCACUAGGAGAAAUCUCAUGCAUGGAAAUUAAGAGUGACUUCUGACCUUUUACUUCACCCUGUCUCACUGGUUGCUGUGGGCAGGUGUUUACACUACGUACUCGCAGUUUGUAUUUGCUCUUUAUUUGAAAAAGAAGUAGGAUGAUUUACAAAAAAA